AUGUCAGGCGAUGUGGACAUGCUCUCUGAAGACGAUAGACCCCUCAGUAGAAAGCCCGGUCCAAGCGGACAGAACGGCCACGUCGCGUCUAAUGGCCACGGUCUUCUGCCCGAAGAGUCGUCCAUGAGCGAGGACGACGAGAUGCCCCUUUCCCAGAUUUCCCGUGUAAAAUCUGAACCCAUGACUCCAGUGCGCGCCAUCAAGCGCAAGAAGAUUCAGUCUGACAAUUCUUCUAGUGGCGAGGAUGCUCCACUAGCGUCGUCGCCCGCGAAACGCGCCGUUUCCGGUGCUGUUCGAAUGAACGGUGCGCUCGAGGCGACUACGACGACGACCAACGGGAAGAAACCCGCCAGGAAAGCUGUGAAUUCAGAUGCUGAUGACGACGUGCCCGUGACGAAGGGCAAACGAGCUACGGAUGGCAACGGCAAUGGCGCACGCCCGCCAGCGCGGAAGAGGGUCAAGCAGGAGCGGCGAGAAUCUUCACUGAAUAGCGAGUCGGAUGACGACAAGCCUAUUAGAAAGGUGCCAUCCAAGGCUAAACGAAAGGUCAAAAAGGAGGAAAGCGAUGCGGACGACGAGAGCCCUUCGGACGACAACAAGCCUAUAAAGAAUGCCUCUCCUAAAGCCGCAGCGAAAAGAGGUCAAAAGGAAAAGGAAAGCUCAGGAACGCCUGCGCCGAAAAAGAAAAAAGCUACUAAAGUUAAGGACGAGGAGGGUGACGCUGCCCCCAAGAGGGGGAAGAAGAAGGAGGAAGACGAUGAAGAAGUCUUCCGCUGGUGGGAACAGCAGGAUCCCGAUGGUGAUGGUACGCAGAAAUGGCAGACUUUGGAGCACAACGGGGUUUACUUUCCACCACCCUAUGAGCCGCUUCCUUCUAACGUGAAGAUGAGAUACGAUGGCAAACCCGUCAACCUCCCUCCUGCUUCAGAGGAAGUUGCCGGCUUCUAUGCCGCUCUUCUCGAAUCUGACCAUGCGAAGGAUAAGACCUUCAACAAGAAUUUCUUCGACGACUGGAAGAAUAUACUACAGAAGCACCCACCGCGAGAUGGAACGAAAAUCGUUGAGUUCCUGCGAUGCGAUUUCCGACCAAUGUUCGAGUAUUUUGAGGCGGAGAAAGCGAAGAAGAAGGCCAUGACUUCUGCCGAAAAGAAAGAAGCCAAGGUCGCGAAAGAUGCUCUUGAGGCACCUUAUACUCAUUGUGUCCUCGAUGGUCGUAAGGAGAAGGUGGGCAACUUCCGAGUGGAACCUCCAGGUUUGUUCAGAGGUCGUGGCGAUCAUCCUAAGAAGGGUGCAUUGAAGUUGCGUGUGCGACCCGAAGAUAUCACCAUAAACAUUGGCGAAGGCAUCCCUACUCCGAAGCCGAACGUCCCUGGUAAAUGGAAGGACGUUAUGCACGACAACACUGUGACAUGGCUCGCUACUUGGACUGAGAAUGUUAAUGGCAAUCAUAAGUAUGUAUUCCUCGCUGCAGGAAGUUCGAUCAAGGGGCAAAGUGACAUGCAGAAAUUCGAGAAAGCCAGAGAGUUGAAGAACCAUGUAGAUCGCAUUCGAAAAGAUUACACUGCAGAUCUGAAGAGCAAGCUCAUGGCUGACCGGCAGAGAGCCACGGCUAUGUAUUUCAUCGAUCGGCUAGCUCUUCGAGCGGGUAAUGAGAAAGGCGAGGACGAGGCCGACACUGUCGGCUGUUGCUCGCUUCGAUGCGAACAUGUGACGCUGCAACCUCCAAAUCAACUCGUAUUCGACUUCUUGGGUAAAGAUUCAAUUCGCUACUACAACCAAGUUACGGUAGACGACCAGGUCUACAAGAACAUCCGCAUAUGCAAGGAUGGCAAGAACGACGACGAUAAUUUAUUCGACCGCGUCAGCACAUCAAGCUUGAAUAAGCACUUGGCGUCGUACAUGAAAGGUCUCACAGCGAAGGUGUUCCGUACAUACAAUGCCUCGAUAACUUUCCAAGAGCAACUCGAUCAGGGUACGCCAGAGAAGGGAACCGUGCAAGAGAAGCUCAACGCGUAUAAUCACGCCAAUCGUAUGGUUGCUAUCUUGUGUAACCAUCAAAGGGCGGUCCCGAAGACACACGAGCAAUCCAUGGGUAAAAUGCGCGAGAAGCUGCGAGGCUUUAAGUACGAGCGCAUGAAAUUACGGCACGCGUUGUUUGCUAUCGAUGCUAAGUAUAAGAAGAAGCAGAAGUACGCGGAGGAUGAGUCGGACCUUGACGAUGACGGGGUAGCGGAGCACGAAGACUCCAUGAAGGCGAAGGAGAUAGAAAAGGCGGAGAAGAAGUUCCAGAAAGACAACGAAAAGGCCGCUGAGGAAGGCAAGGAGCCGUUGGAAGAUUCUGUCCUAAAAGAUAAGCGGAAAGAAAUUGAAGAAGAGUUUAAGAGACUCAAGAAAGAACGUGGCACGAGAAAAGCUGUCCUCAAGAGAGAGCGACCAGCUGAGAAGAUUGAAGAGGCGAUAGAAAAGUUAGACGACAAGAUGAAGACUUUCAAGCUCCAGAUGGAGGACCGUGAAGCGGGCAAGGAGGUAGCGCUGGGAACGAGUAAAAUCAACUACCUCGACCCAAGAAUCACAGCCGCGUGGUGCAAGACCCAUGAAGUACCAAUCGAGAAGAUCUUCUCCAAAACCCUUCUUACGAAAUUCCCAUGGGCCAUGGAGGUCGAUGGAGAGUGGAAGUUCUGA
Messenger RNA from Fibroporia radiculosa, 2682 nucleotides. RefSeq lists its product as uncharacterized. Gene Ontology annotation, cellular component: chromosome; nucleolus. NCBI's taxonomy places the organism in Eukaryota, Fungi, Basidiomycota, Agaricomycetes, Polyporales, Fibroporiaceae. The coding region runs from base 1 to 2682 and encodes 893 amino acids. Gene Ontology annotation, molecular function: DNA binding; DNA topoisomerase type I (single strand cut, ATP-independent) activity. The transcript has 11 exons. The record is from RefSeq and is a predicted model, not a curated record. Gene Ontology annotation, biological process: chromosome segregation; DNA replication; DNA topological change.